Molecule: messenger RNA, 597 nt
Organism: Metarhizium brunneum ARSEF 3297
Lineage: Eukaryota; Fungi; Ascomycota; Sordariomycetes; Hypocreales; Clavicipitaceae
Gene: snrpb2
Product: U2 small nuclear ribonucleoprotein B''
Biological process (GO): mRNA splicing, via spliceosome
Cellular component (GO): nuclear speck
Molecular function (GO): RNA binding
Source: RefSeq, a predicted model, not a curated record
AUGGCUACAGCCGUCCCUACUCGGGGUUUGGUGCCGAACGCUUCCCUGCCUGCCAAAGUUCAGCCCAUCCCGCCCAACCAGACGCUAUAUGUAACAAAUCUUCCGUCUUCAAAAAUCCAAAAAGCCGAUCUUCGAACUGCCCUUUACCUUCUCUUUUCGACGUACGGGCCAGUUCUAGAUGUCGUUGCUCUGAAAACGAUGUCCAUGCGAGGGCAAGCACAUAUUGUCUACCGGGAUGUACAAACAGCUACUCAAGCUAUGAGGUCCUUGGAGGGUCAAGAAUUCUUGGGCCGGCAGCUUAAAAUCCAAUAUGCCAAGUCGAAGUCGCACUUUGUUUCCAAAUUGGAUGGAACUUUCAAGAUGCCCAGUGCAUCGGGAGCCGCAGUGGUCGAACAAACACAACUUCAGCAAAGCAUUUUCAACGCGCCACCACCGGGAUCCGUUGCUCCUGCGAAACCACCUGCUGCUGUUGACCAGGUCAUGAACGACGCUGGUACGCCAGAAAGUCGCGGCAAAAAGCGAGGACGAGAAGACGAGGAUGAAGGCGAGGAUAGCGAAAGUGACGUGGCAAUGGAGGAGGACAGUGACGACGAAUGA